Ichthyophthirius multifiliis is the source of this 699-nucleotide messenger RNA. RefSeq lists its product as hypothetical. Gene Ontology annotation, biological process: carbon utilization. The record is from RefSeq and is a predicted model, not a curated record. Gene Ontology annotation, molecular function: carbonate dehydratase activity; zinc ion binding. The transcript has a single exon. Lineage: Eukaryota; Ciliophora; Oligohymenophorea; Hymenostomatida.
AUGAAAAUUCUCUUAAAGGAAAAUAGUUUAUUAAAAAAUAACUUCUAACACUUAAGAAAAAAUGAUAUGUAAAGCCUUCUAAAAAACAAUAUCUAAUGGUCAGAAAAGAUAAAAAAUGAGGAUCCUUUAUUUUUCGAAAAACUAGCUAAAACCUAAAGCCCAAAAUUUUUAUGGAUAGGUUGUUCAGAUAGUCGUGUAGCAGCCGAAAGGCUUACCGGAAUGAUCCCUGGAGAACUUUUUGUUCACAGGAAUGUAGCUAAUUAAGUAAUUCACACAGAUUUAAAUUGCCUUAGUGUAAUUUAAUAUGCUGUUGAUGUGCUAAAUAUUAAAGAUAUUAUUGUUUGUGGACAUUAUGAAUGUGGAGGUGUUGCAGCUUCUAUAGCAAAUCCGAAAUUAGGCUUAAUUAAUAAUUGGCUUUUACAUAUUAGAGACCUCUAUUUAAAACAUUAAGUUUAUCUUUAAAAACAUCCAUAAGAUAAAAUUGUUAAUAUUAUGUGUGAAAUUAAUGUUAUUGAAUAAGUCUAUAACUUAGGAAAUAGUACUAUAAUAUAAGGAGCUUGGGAUAGAGGAUAAGUUGUUAAUAUUCAUGGAUGGAUUUACGGAGUUAAUGAUGGAAGAUUAAGGGAUUUGGCAAUUACUUGCUCUAAUUUAAAAGAUUUAACCACAAAACAUUAAAAAUAUCUAGAUUUUUUAAAAUGA